CCAGCUGGAGUCCUGCAUUGCCAAAAUUGGCAGUUUAUCACACAUUGACCCUUUAACAAGUCAGUCUAAGAGCAGAAUGGGUAGCACUGCUAACUGUACUCCCAAGUAAAACCCCGUUAGAUGUGCGUUAGCUUCAUCUGCAGGCUGAAAAGUAUAAUAAAGGUUUGAAUAUCAUCGGGUACUUUUCCUCCCAAGGGAUGAUGGGACAUAAGCAGUGUUUCUCUGUAUGGAUUUGUAGUGGUUUUGCCAGCUGGAAUAUUUCCUGCAGGGUAACAGACAUAAAAGGAAAUUAAUUUUGCUGGUUUUACAUUACUAAUUCAUGUGGUGUUCUUAUGCCCACUGUUCUACCUAAACAGUAUCUCUAUUUUGGAAGAAAAAAAUAAUAACCAUUUCACACACAAGCACUGCAGGGCAUGUGAAUAGUGCUGGUAGUUUGAAUUUGUGUAUUCGAGCUAUGGCACUUUUGCCAUAUGAAUAUCGUCAAGGUAAAUUUGCCUUUAGACUGCUGAUAAAUUUAAUGUGAGAAUAAGGGUUGCUUUCUGCUUGGCAGGCAUAUAAACAUUUUAAUCUUGUAGUUGGGUGGCAUAAAAGUGUUGCUUUUUACACCAUGUAUUUAUACUUAAUAAAUGGUGUCUUGGUCAGGCGAGAUAUGUCGGGGUUCUACAGAUUAAGCAAGUUAGUGGUCCCUACUAGGAUGUAUUUCAUUGUUCUUCCAGUUAAAUACAAAGUAUUUAAGUAUCUAUUUGCCUAAAUCCUUACCCAGCUAGUAGCAGUCUUCCUCCAAACAGGUUGGUGGUAGCCCAGCUUUUCCUCUGAAGGUGUGGCAGAAAUCAUGCAGUGUGAAGUAACUCUGGGCUUCCUCAUUCUUUCUGUCUGUUCUGAAGUCAGGACUUGGAGUGCUGCGGUUCAUCUGAAACCCCAGCUUGCCUCACGCGUUCACCCGUCUGAUUCCAUGCGGAUGCUCCUCCCCACAGGGUGGGUCAGCCUGGUACAAUAAAAUGAUAGUAUCAAGAUCAGUUGAGCGCAGAGGCUGCGAGCAGUACUCGUGCACACUCCCUGCCAGGGAAAGGACUACUUAAGCAGUGUUCAGAAGCUUAAGCUGGGGAGUAGAGGAUGAUCUCAGAUCACUGAAGGAAAGAACUGCUUGAAGACCAAGUUGUGAAUUAUUCUUACCACAGCUAAGGGCUUUUUUCUUGUGGCUUCUAAAAGCUUUUUGUUUGGGUUUUUAUUCUCUACAGACAGUAAUAUUAUUAAACUCUCUUCACUGGAGAGAUAUUUUUUAAUAGAAAAUUCAGGUUUUAUGUACAGGUGUAAGUUAGCGAAGGUCUUGAUGUCUCUUUUAAGGUCUCGAUGAUUGUAUUGAAAAGCCUGCUUUCAGAAGAUUGUUCUGUAGGAUGACCAGGUGAAUUGAAUGACUAGCCAGUGAAAACAGAAUCAAGUGCUUGUGUUCUUGAGGAGGGGGGAGGUCAAAUGCCUGUUUUUAAGUUCUUCCUGGAAAUGGAAUUUUUCUUAUGAAAUCUUGCCUCUGAAGAUCUGUAAUAAACAUUUUAUACAGGAUUUUCCUGUAGGGCCUCACAACUUUUUAUUGGGAAUGACUGAAAUAUUUAACUGGGAAGAAAAAAGAUUUUCAGAGAGAAAUAUUUCCUUCUGAGGUAGCACUUUAUUAAUACGUGAAAGGCCUUUUUUUUUCUUUCCUUGGAGCUGUUACAUUUGCCUAACUCCUGGAAGGAAACAUGAAGAUCUUAAAGCAUGUUAUGAAUAAUCUUUCAUUUAGUAGAACUACGGGGAAUUGGCACAUUCAGGAUCCAGCAAGCCAGCGGUUGACAUGGAACAAACCUCCCAAGAGCGUCCUUGUUAUUAAAAAGAUCCGUGAUGCCAGUCUGCUGCAGCCUUUUAAAGAGCUUUGUGUAUAUCUUACUGAGGAGAACAAUAUGAUAGUGUAUGUAGAAAAAAAAGUAUUGGAAGACCCCGCUAUAGCUAAUGAUGAGAAUUUUGGACCAGUGAAGAAGAAAUUUUGCACCUUCAGAGAAGAUUAUGAUGAUAUCUCCAAUCAGAUAGACUUUAUCAUAUGCCUGGGAGGAGAUGGGACCUUGCUUUACGCUUCUUCACUUUUCCAGGGUAGUGUACCUCCAGUUAUGGCUUUUCAUCUGGGAUCCCUUGGAUUUCUUACUCCAUUUAAUUUUGAGAAUUUUCAGUCCCAAGUCACUCAGGUUAUAGAAGGCAAUGCAGCCCUUGUUCUACGAAGCAGGCUGAAAGUGAAAGUAGUUAAAGAGCACAGAGAGAAAAUGACAGUACAAAAUGGCAUAGAAGAAAAUGGAGUAGUGUCUACAAAUAUAGAGAAAGAAGUGGGCAAGCAAGUUAUGCAAUAUCAGGUCCUAAAUGAAGUUGUAGUGGAUCGUGGUCCUUCAUCUUACCUUUCCAACGUAGAUGUCUUUCUUGAUGGGCACCUGAUAACAACAGUGCAAGGAGAUGGAGUCAUUGUCUCCACGCCGACUGGUAGCACUGCGUACGCAGCUGCAGCAGGAGCUUCUAUGAUUCAUCCCAAUGUUCCUGCAAUAAUGAUCACCCCAAUCUGCCCUCACUCAUUGUCUUUCAGACCUAUUGUUGUUCCUGCUGGAGUGGAACUCAAGAUUAUGCUCUCCCCAGAUGCCAGGAAUACAGCGUGGGUUUCAUUUGAUGGAAGGAAGAGGCAGGAAAUAUGCCAUGGAGACAGUAUUAGCAUCACUACCUCUUGCUAUCCCCUUCCUUCGAUCUGUUUCCGAGAUCCUGUGAGCGACUGGUUUGAAAGCUUGGCUGAGUGUUUACACUGGAAUGUUCGGAAGAAGCAAAAUAACUUUGCUGUUGAAGAAGAAGAAUUUUGAGUGUCUACAUCUAACAAGACUCAUGGGAAUGGAAAGUGGCAGUAUCCCUUCUAUAUGCUUGGAUCUUAAGGUUUUUGGCUAACAAGUGUGGUCACCAUCUCAGACAUAUAUAGUGAUUAUAGUUUAUAUUGGUCUAAUCUGCUGAUGGCUGGAAAUUAUUGUGCUACUCCUGUCCACCAAGAGUAGAAAUGGAAGAAAUUAGGCUCUGAUUGUUGUAAUCCAGUGUGAAUUUCCUUCAAAUGAGCAAUCUGAAGAUUGAUUCUUUCUGAUUGGUAUUGACAACUGCAUCUGUAGAUUUGAUUGUAACCUGUAACUUACCAGUAACAUGGUAGGCUGAAUGUAGAUACAUAAUAGAAAAGUGGCAGUAGAAAAGUGGCAUUAAAAUACUCUGUUUCAUUUGGUACAUUCGUAAUUCUAUUUAAGAGUGCUAUGCAUAUAAAGGCUCUAAGAAAUUUUCUUGAAGAGAAAAAAGAAACUCCUCUUUGUUAGCUUAAAUACAUCUUGCCCAGAACAGCUCCCCAUCAACACAGUGCUUAAAAUACUUUCUCCUUACCUGCAAAUGUGACACACUGUGAAGAAACACCCAUGAAGAAUGCUUUUUUUUAUUAAUAGAUGGAAUUAGUUAAGUAAAAAAAAAAAAGUAUUUUUUUUUUAAAUAUAUAUACAUAUGUGUUUCUUCCAUUUGAACAGCGUUUGACCCUGGGCUGCCAACAAAUAGCAUGGGCAAGCAUUAGUGUGAGCUGAGUUGAUGAUUACAGUGAUCUCCAUUUCUGUAGCUGAGCUAGUUUAUAGCUCUGCAGUUCCUGUUGGUGGGAAUCAUCAGUGUGUUGGUUUUUCUUAACAUUGUUUGAUUCUCUGGAAUACACAGUAGCAUCAGAGACUAUAAAAUCACAAAAACCCAAUUCUCCAAAUGUUCAAGAAGAAUCUGGACUUCAAUUACUACUAUCUUGUCUGGUUUCACUACUGUCUUAAAUAAAGAGUAUCCUAUACUAGGCCCUGAAUGCCCUCAACUUCCAUAGAUACCUUCCUGCUCUUGGUGCUGAGUAAUAGAGAAAGGGAUGCUGCAUUGAUAGGCAGGUAGAUAAAUGAGAGGACACAUUCCCAGUAGAGUAGCAACGGUGCCUUCAGCACACUCAAGAUAUUCUAAGUCUCGUAUUUACUUUUAUAAGAUGCUUUCAAAUGUUUCUAACUUCUCCAUGUACAUAUUUUAUUGUAUGUGCUUUUAUGAAAGAAAAAACCCAACAGAAAAUCUAGUUGGGAAUAAAGGGUUUGUACUGUACUAUAACUGAAAAACAUCAAACCCAACUAUAAUGUUUACAUUUAUGUUCUCUGUUGGUGCAGUCUUAUGAUCAUACUAUUCAAACUUCAGCAUUUUCAACGUCUUGCUGCAUUGGUCAUUAAAGGAAUGGACAUUAUCUGUUAAAUCUAAGCCUGUGGCAUAAUACUGUGGAGGAAUUAAUUUACUGAUUAAGGUGGGAUUUCCUUGAAAGUGGAGUGAGAACUUUUCAUGAUUGUCUUACCUUGUUCAUGUGGUCCAAAGUGGUAAUGGGAAAUGUAUUCAUUUCCAAACUCUGCCUAACCUGCUGUCCUCUGAUGGUUUAAAUAAUGUCUCUUCCAUUUUGGAUGCUGCCCCAGUUUGUCUGAUUUUGCUAAAUCCAGGUGAGAGCACUUUUCCAUAAAAGAGAAACAAAACUCUCCAUUAACGAUACGAAUCACAAUGAAAAAUGUGUUAAUAUAAAUGAAUACUCAGUUUGUAAAUUUUGUAAAAUAGAAUAUUGGUUUGAUUUGGUCUAAAUAGAUGAAUUCUGUGCUAUCUUGGAAGAAUAUCCAGAUAGCUUUUGGGAUUUCUCUUUCACUUGAAUCUGCAGUCAUUGUUUUAUCACUGUUUUGAAGCUGCUUACGGGUUUCCUAGGCGAAGUAUUCAGUUAUUAAAUAACUGUUUACUUUUUGAACUAUAGAAGUGUCAGACUUUUUGCUUUGAAACUAUUUUAUUUAAACAUGCAAUAAUUGAGAAAAGGAACAGGGUAUGGUGGCUAGGUAGAGGUAUUGUUAAGUGGGAUAGCAGGCACACUAGGAAGUGGAAAUCAUUUUGCGGAGGUGAGGCGAAAUGGUUAAUGAGCCUUAUCUAGUAUUUUUUUAAAGAUAAAAUUAUAUUCAGCACUUUUUAUUUAUGCUUUUUAUAAUAGUAAAGCUAUUAUUGACUAAAUUGCCGAACUUUGAUUUUCAGAGUGCAUACUUCAUGAAAUCUGUAAUCACAACUUACCUAACUAUUUUCUCUAGAUUAGAUCUAGAUUAGGAGUUGUCUUUAAAUUUAUCAUGUACUGCAAUUGCAUCACUGGCUUUGAGGCUUCUGCAGUUUUGCUUGUACAACUCUUCCUGCUCGAUAGCAAUGUUAUUUGGAUCAUUGAUCCGCCAAGCAGAGAGCUACGGUCGCCCACUAAAGGAAAGAAAGUCACACGAUGACUUUAGUCUUUGCUUUUUCUUCAAAAAGCUGUGUUGAUUCUAAUUGUACUAGCUGCUUUAUAUCAAAACACAACCCAAAUUGUGUUAAUACAUUACAGAUUUAUCUAACUGUACAAAGUCCCUUUUUGAGGCCUUUAAUCUGCAAACCAGCAGCUCACAAGCAGGCUAGUGGGGUUUAAACAGCACCCAAGUUGUGCAUAUUGAACAAGUGUGAGUAAUAUCUGUGCAAACCACAGCACAACCAGGAAAAAAAACAGCUGUAAUGCAGACUUGGUUAUAUUGGCAAUAAAAGCUCAUUUUGCAGAUGUAGCUUACUCAAAGUAACUUGUUUAAACUGUACUGGUAACAUAGGGGUUUGCUGAUUAAGAGCUGUGUUUCUAAGGGUUUGUAAAUGUCACUAUACCUGCAAAUCCUUUCCAGUCUACAAAGGGUCAAAGUGGAAGCUGGGAAAAUAAUUUGGGGUUUCUUCCCUUUAAGAAGUUAUUCUCUACUAGAGAGUUUCAGAAGUUACUAACAACUGAUGUAGUGUGGAAUAAAGCAGUGUACUGAAUUUUUAAGAGGUAAAAAUCCUGUUACAUAUUGUUAAUGCUUUGAAAACUUGUUUUAAAUAUUGUUGAAAACAAAUAUUUUUCAAUCCUUUCAAUAAAAUCUUUUUGUAAAGU
This is a messenger RNA of Pezoporus flaviventris, 5986 nucleotides long. RefSeq names its product NAD kinase (gene NADK). Gene Ontology annotation, molecular function: NAD+ kinase activity. The record is from RefSeq and is a predicted model, not a curated record. NCBI's taxonomy places the organism in Eukaryota, Metazoa, Chordata, Aves, Psittaciformes, Psittacidae. Gene Ontology annotation, biological process: NADP+ biosynthetic process; NAD+ metabolic process. The transcript has 10 exons. Bases 1734 to 2861 code for a protein of 375 amino acids.